Messenger RNA from Papilio polytes (common Mormon), 848 nucleotides. RefSeq names its product calphotin-like. The transcript is spliced from 4 exons. The coding region runs from base 10 to 708 and encodes 232 amino acids. The record is from RefSeq and is a predicted model, not a curated record. NCBI's taxonomy places the organism in Eukaryota, Metazoa, Arthropoda, Insecta, Lepidoptera, Papilionidae.
AAAACAAAGAUGAAAUUCUUCGCUGUUUUCGCCGCCGUGUUGGCUCUGGCCGCUGGUUCCCCACAUGCAUGGACGCUACAAGAGCUGUCCGAUGCCCUGCAGAACCCGCACACUAACCCCGAGUACAUCCCUUACUUAGAGCAUGCACUCAACCAGAUGAUGGAGGAACUGCACGCCGACAAACCAGUCGCUCCAGUCGCUGUCAUCAUGCCAACAGCAUCCCAAUGGACCCUGGAAGAGUUGUCUAACGCUCUCCAGAGCCCUACCACCGACCCCGCCAUCGUUCCCUACCUUGAAGAUGCCCUUAACGCCAUGAUGGACGCUCUCUUCAACGGACAACAUAUCGAGACCAUGCCAGUCGUCAUCCCUGUCGAGCUGGCGCCCGUCCAGGCUGGCAGUCCCAUCAUCACUGCCCCAGUGAUCGCUACCCCAGUUCUGCCCACUCCCAUCUUACCCGAGGUUGUCCCUGCCCCAGUCAUACCCAGCCCUGAGGUGCCAGCCCCCGAGGUGCCAGCUCCCGAAGCCCCCGCUGCGGCCCCCGCCUCCAGCCCCUUGGUCCAGAUCAUCGUCAACAUCAACCAACAAGAACAGGUUGCGGUGAGCCCUGUCGCCCCUGAAAUUGCCCCCACCCCCGUCAUAGUUGUUGAUGAGGCAGAAAACAUCAGUGUCAACCCCGUUGACGUGAUCGCCAUCCAACCCCCCAUGUAAACUCAAGAUAACCUACACCCCACAAAACAAGCAGCCAAGGAAAACUCGAACCCGAAAACAAAACAGAUUGCUAUAUAAAAACAUAUUGAAGAAUUUCAAUAAAAUUACCAUCAAAUAAUGUUUAUAAUAGCUAUACUGUA